UACCCAGUUUCAAAACUUGCCCAAACUAGUGUGAGUGAGAGUAGAUGGCCGGGCGAUAAGCAGAGGAAUAUUACUGAAUAUACUGUAUUUAACCUGUUUUUAGAUUAUAAAUAUGACUUAUUUCAUGUGGAUAUAUCGGGUGUAGGCUGUAGAAGCUGCUAGAGAAGGAGAAUGGAUGGGAAUAUGAUCGGUCCGGGGCCGUAUAGAGCCACCAAACUGUGGAACGAGAUGGUGAAGCUGUUUCGGGGGGGAAUGCCGCUGAGAAGACACUGGGCACACUUUCGGAGUUAUGAUCACAGUUUCACCGGAUCUGAAGGUGUGGAUUACCUGCACGAGCUGCUGAAGCGUAAUCAGAACUUCGGGCCCGAGGUGACCCGGUACCAGUCUCUCCAGCUGCUCAGGAAGUUCCUGAAGAACCACGUUAUUGAAGAUGUUAAAGGACGAUUCGGGAAAGAGGACUUCGAAGAUAGUGGGCGUUUGUACAGGUUUCCUCCACAAUCACCUCUGAAGCCCCUCCCUCACCGUAUUCCAGCAUCCCAGAUCGGAUUUAUUCCCCCCAUCCCGCGCUGGGAGGAGUGUGAAGAAAAGAUGCAAGUGUCUGACAAGAUACCUAUGAAGCCUCUGGUUCUGAAUUCUGAGACAUGGAAUAAGAGGCACAGUAUCGCUAUCGGGGAAGUGCCGGAGUGUAAACUGGUGCGGAGGAAAGACAUCACACCCAAACAUGUGGACCAGGUCUGGAAAUCCAUGACGUUAAAUCAUUUACAGAACGUUCUGGGCCUCCAGUCUUUAGACGGGGUUCUCGAUUCCAAGCUGAUGAGUCCAAAACACAUCGUCCAUAAUGUGUUCAGCGUCAACAGACAAGGCAUCGUGGUACUGAAGAACAAAUCAGAGGAUUUACCCCACUGGGUUUUAUCUGCAAUGAAAUGUCUGGCAAACUGGCCCAAUGGAAACGACAGUAAUCAGCCCAUGUAUCCUGGAUUUGAGCGAGACGUUUUCCGAACAGUCGCUGAACAUUUCCAGAGGUUAAAGGAGCCGCUGUUAACGUUUCACCUUUAUGAAAUCUUUGUCAACAUAUUGGGACUUCUUCCCGGGCAGCAGGUGGCGGUGGAGGCGCUGCAGGUCUGCUCUCUCCUCCUGCCUCCCGCUAAUCGCCGUAAACUGCAGCUACUGAUGCGCCUGAUGGCCAAAGCCUGUCAGAACCACGCCCUCCCGCCGCUCAACGACGCCAUCGGCACCCGCACACUCAUGGUGCAGACCUUCUCCCGCUGCAUCCUGUGCUCUUCUGAUGAAGUGGACCUGGAUGACCUGCUGGCCACCAAACUGGUCAACUUCAUGAUGGACAACCAUGAGAACGUCCUGAAGGUUCCGGUUGAACUGCACAAAUCUGUAGAGGAGCACCUGUCCCAUCUGAGACGAGCUCAGAUAAAGUAUGCGGGUGCAGACACAGACCUGGGGGCGGAGUCUCCGGCCCACUCGUUCUGCAGGCAGAUCAGCAGGGCGGAGUUUGAGGAGCAGAGGGUGACGGGAUCACAGGGGGCGAUGGUGGAGCUGCUGGAGGGCAUCAUACAGGACAAGAGUAUGAGCUUUAAAGACAAGAAGAAGAAGCUCAAACAGUUCCAGAGAUCCUAUCCGGACAUCUACCGCAGACGCUUCCCCACCCCCGAGAGCGAGAGCGCCGUGUUCCCGGAGAAACCUCAGCGCCUCAAACCUCAGCUGAUGUUCUUCACCCUGAAGAAACCUCUACAGCCCUUCCAGAGGAGCUGGAGCUUCCGCGCCUGAUUAUAGCACUCAGUAUAACUGUUUUAUACAUCAGCCUGCUGUAGCCAAUGGAGUUCUGAGCUCCUGAGUAAUACUGGAACAGUGCAGUAUUAAAAUAGACUUGAGAACUGGACACUGGAAUAUAAAAACUCUGCUUUAGAACUGAGUGCUCUCUCAGUGGGAGAAGCUCAUCUUUGUGUAUUUUAGUAAACUUAUCACUGAACAUUUCUACUACCAAGACUUGAAAUUCUGCUAAAAACUGAAAACUAAAAUCAAAAUAGUCACUAAAACUUGACUAAAACAGCAUUUAAUGAGGCUGUGAGGCUGGACGUUGAAGGUAUAAAGUAACUGGUGUACAUUUUUAUAUAUACACUAGCCUGGAACAAUCCAUAAACACAUGUACUGUAUUUAGUUGUAUGUAUAUAUAUAUUGCAUUUUUUGGUUGUAAACUGGUACAGUAUUAUUUCUUUUAUAUAUAUAUAUUUUUACACUCAGAAUGUAUGGAAAUGACCCAUGAACUCUUUAAAUGUAGAGAUGAACUGAUGAUUGAAUUGUAUACUCAUAAUGAGAAAAAGACAGAUUUCAAAGAUUUAAAACAUUUAUGUGGUCCUAAAAGUCAGGUUUAAUGAUAUCAUUAUUAAUCACAGAUUUUCUUGUGUUUGUUUUAUUUCGUUUAGUUGAAAGGAUAAAAUUAUGUCUGUUUUUUAUGUUUGUUAAUGUUUUAUGUAGAAAUGCUGGAGUUAAACUGUUACUGUCUAGAGUGCUGCACAGUGAUCACUGCUGGGAUUAGAAGAUAUCUGUAUAUAUAAAGAGAAUUUGCAUGAAAA
Messenger RNA from Astyanax mexicanus (Mexican tetra), 2585 nucleotides. It is a transcript of the gene depdc1b, whose product is annotated as DEP domain containing 1B. Gene Ontology annotation, biological process: intracellular signal transduction. The transcript is spliced from 11 exons. Bases 172 to 1779 code for a protein of 535 amino acids. Lineage: Eukaryota; Metazoa; Chordata; Actinopteri; Characiformes; Acestrorhamphidae. The record is from RefSeq and is a predicted model, not a curated record.